Molecule: messenger RNA, 771 nt
Organism: Jaculus jaculus (lesser Egyptian jerboa)
Lineage: Eukaryota; Metazoa; Chordata; Mammalia; Rodentia; Dipodidae
Gene: Lypd5
Product: LY6/PLAUR domain containing 5
Exons: 5
Coding region: 1-771 (256 amino acids)
Cellular component (GO): plasma membrane
Source: RefSeq, a predicted model, not a curated record
AUGGGCACCCCCGGGGCCGGUCUGCUCUGCCUGCUUGCGACGGUGCUCUGCCUGACAGGCUCCCAGGCCCUGCGAUGUUACAGCUUCGAGCACACCUACUUUGGGCCCUUCGACCUCAGUGCCCUGAAGCUUCCCAGUGUCUCCUGCCCCCAGGGCUGCUCUGAGGUUGUUCUGACGCUGGACACUGGGUACCGCGCCCCGGUGACCAUGGUCCGGAAGGGAUGCUGGAGCGGCCCGACCAGCGGCCCGAUGCUGUCCAACCAGGAGGCGCUGCCGCCCGACUACGCGGUGGUGCGCGGCUGCUCCACGGACCUGUGCAACGUGGGCCUCUCCACGCACGACAGCGUGCCCGACCUGAGCCGAGUGCCCGACCCGCCCGCGCUGAGCGGCGCCGAGUGCUACGCGUGCCUGGGGGUGCGCCCCGAGGACUGCGCCGUGGACAGGUCCCGCAGAGUCCAGUGCCACCAGGACCAGAGCGCCUGCUUCCAGGGCAACGGCCGGAUGACCAUCGGCAAUUACUCCACGCCCGUGUUCAUCAGGACCUGCCACCGGCCCGCCUGCACCACCGAGGGCACCAGCAGCCCUUGGACCGCCAUCGACCUGCAGGGCGCCUGCUGCGAGGGCCGGCUCUGCAACGGGGGCUCCGUGACUCAGACCUUCGUGAGCGCGGCGUCCCCAGCCGCCCCCCGGGCGCCCCGCAGCGUGGCCCCGUGCCUGCUGGCUCCCUUGCUGGCCAUAGCUCUGGGGGGCCCCCUUGGGCUGUCUGUGUAG